This is a messenger RNA of Monopterus albus (swamp eel), 2948 nucleotides long. RefSeq names its product protocadherin gamma-A11-like. Gene Ontology annotation, molecular function: calcium ion binding. NCBI's taxonomy places the organism in Eukaryota, Metazoa, Chordata, Actinopteri, Synbranchiformes, Synbranchidae. The record is from RefSeq and is a predicted model, not a curated record. Gene Ontology annotation, biological process: homophilic cell-cell adhesion. Gene Ontology annotation, cellular component: plasma membrane. The transcript has 2 exons. The coding region runs from base 110 to 2554 and encodes 814 amino acids.
AUUUUUCACUGCGAGGGAAAGGAAUCUAGAUACAGAGGUCUCAUUAUUAACUUCGGUUUUCUACUACUGCUGUUUUGAUAGUGUACUUUUAUUUCACUUCUUUGAUAUCAUGGAUUUCGGAAACAGUGUCUACCGUACUCUAAGAUGGCGUUUACUCUACAAAUUGACGUCGCAGAGAAAUCUGUUUCUCCUUUUCCUCAGUCACAUUGCCAGUGGGCAAAUACGUUAUUCAGUCCCAGAAGAAAUGAAGAAGGGAUCCCUUAUUGGGAAUAUCGCAUUGGAUCUUGGAAUAGACAUGCAGAGGAUCCACUCUGGCCGAGCCCGUAUCGUGACGGGAGACAGCAUCCAGUACACCGAGCUGAAGACGGACAAAGGGAUUCUAGUCGUGAAUGAGAGAAUAGACAGGGAACAGUUGUGUGGAGACACAACGCCAUGCAGCUUUACUUUUGAUUUGAUUUUAGAAAAUCCGAUGGAACUGCACCACGUUACAGUCGAAGUGUUAGACAUAAAUGAUAAUUCGCCGUCUUUUCAUCAGCAUGACAUGCAUUUGACGAUUGGAGAAUCAGCCGCACCGGGAGCACGUUUUGUUCUGCCAACAGCUAAUGAUCCUGAUGUAGGAGUCAACGGGCUUCAGGAUUAUCAUUUGUCUCCAAAUGAAAAUUUUGCAUUAAAAAAGCUUUCCAACACAGACGGAAGAAAAUUCGCGGAGAUAGUUCUUGAGAACCCGCUGGACAGAGAGCGACAUCCGAGUCUGUCCUUAAAGCUGAUAGCAGUGGACGGUGGAACGCCACAGAAAUCUGGCACAGUGAAUAUCGACAUCACUGUCCUAGAUGUUAACGACAAUUCUCCCGUUUUCAAUCAGUCAGUCUACAAGGCCACUGUAAUGGAAAAUGCUGCAAGAGGUACUUACAUCACCACUGUGAAUGCAACCGAUGCAGAUAGCGAACUGAAUGGUUUGAUUUACUAUUCUGUUUCCAAAAUGCAAGGCAGUAUCGACAGCAUUUUUUACAUGAACAAGACGACAGGUGUGGUGUUUCUUUCAGGGGGGGUUGACUAUGAAAAAACAAAAAAAUAUGAAAUACGUAUUGAAGCAACAGACCAAGGUGCUUUGACAGACUCCAGUAAAAUUGUAGUCGAUGUGAUUGACGUGAAUGAUAAUGCACCUGUCAUUAACGUGAUGUCCUUCACUAGUCCCGUGUCAGAAGACUCCCCUCCUGGCACAACAGUUGGCAUCAUUAAUGUAAAAGACCUGGAUUCAGGUGAUAAUGGACAGGUGAUUUGUAGAAUAGAACAAAAUGCUCCUUUCAAGAUUAAAUCUAAUUUAAGAAAUUACUAUAAUUUGGUCACAGAUUCUAAGUUAGAUAGAGAAAGUGUGUCAGAGUAUAAUAUCACUGUUGUUGCGACAGAUGCAGGGAUGCCUCCCCUCUCAACUAUAAGGACCUUUUACUUAAAGGUCUCUGAUGUGAACGAUAAUGCUCCCAUGUUUAAACAAGAGGUUUACAAUGCUUUUAUCAUAGAAAAUAAUUCUCCGGGUGUUUCUCUCCUUACUGUAAGUGCACAAGAUCCAGAUGCUAACCAAAACGCCCGUGUAUCUUAUAUUCUAGAUGUCAAUGACGUAGGCGGAAAUCCGGUGUCUGACUAUGUUUCUGUCAAUGCAGAAAGUGGAGUUAUACAUGCAGUGCGUUCAUUUGAUUAUGAGCAAAUCAAGCAAUUGGUUUUCAUCGUCAAAGCUCAGGAUGGAGGCUCUCCUCCUCUCAGUAGUAAUGUGACAGUGAAAAUACUGAUCCAGGACCAGAAUGACAACCCCCCUCAGGUCCUGUACCCAGUCCAGACUGGAGGCUCUGUGGUGGCUGAAAUGGUGCCUCGUUCAGCAGAUGUGGGCUAUCUGGUCACUAAAGUGGUGGCUGUUGAUGUGGACUCUGGACAGAAUGCCUGGCUCUCCUAUAAACUGCAGAAAGCCACAGACAGGGCGCUGUUUGAAGUGGGCUUACAGAAUGGAGAAAUCAGAACUAUCCGCCAGGUGACUGAUAAAGACACAGUGAAACAGAGACUGACUGUUAUAGUGGAGGACAACGGGCAGCCCUCUCGUUCAGCUACAGUCAUUGUUAACGUGGCGGUGGCGGACAGCUUCCCUGAAGUGCUGUCGGAGUUCACUGACUUUCCACACGACAAGGAGUACAAUGACAACCUGACUUUUUACUUAGUGCUGGCUCUGGCUGUAGUUUCCUUCCUCUUCAUCACCUGUUUAGUGGUUAUUAUAUCAGUGAAGAUCUACAGGUGGAGACAGUCUCGCAUCCUGUAUCACUCCAAUCUCCCUGUGAUUCCAUAUUAUCCACCACGUUACUCAGACACUUUGGGGACAGGGACUCUCCAACACGUGUACAACUACGAGGUGUGUAGGACGACUGACUCCAGGAAGAGUGACUGUAAGUUUGGUGGAGCUGGUAGUCAGAACGUGUUGAUAAUGGACCCCAGUUCUACAGGGACGAUGCAGCGGAUACAGGGUGAGAAGAGCAUCCUGGAUGAACCUGACUCUCCUCUAGAGGUCAGUUGAAAGUUUUAGAUGCAUGUGUUUUGGCACAUUUGUUUUAGCUGCAUUGAUAAAGCACACUGUUGCACACGAUUGUCACUUUCAGCACCAUGGACAGCAGUAGACAACACAUGCAGCCGUUAAACUGGCUCUUACAGAUAACGUCCAUAUGUAUAUUUCUCAUUUGCCAAAGUAAUGUCAUACUUUUGUGCACUGCAUUCAAGGCUAAGGUUUUUCAUGAGAUUAAUAACCUCACUCCUACAGGAUGGUAAGAAUCUAUUUUUUUUUGUGGCAGCUAACAGUAUUUAGUAAAUAAGGGCACAGGAAAAAUAGCAGUAAGCAUAACCAUCUAUUGCUCCAAUUGGCAAAUCAAAAUUUUCUGCUGCACUAAUGAAAGUUACUGUAUGACCUCGUUGUU